Messenger RNA from Caenorhabditis elegans, 11243 nucleotides. RefSeq names its product Dystrophin-1 (gene dys-1). The transcript is spliced from 47 exons. Gene Ontology annotation, biological process: animal gross anatomical part developmental process; chemical synaptic transmission; anatomical structure morphogenesis. Lineage: Eukaryota; Metazoa; Nematoda; Chromadorea; Rhabditida; Rhabditidae. The coding region runs from base 60 to 11084 and encodes 3674 amino acids. Gene Ontology annotation, molecular function: zinc ion binding. The record is from RefSeq and is marked reviewed. Gene Ontology annotation, cellular component: sarcolemma; synapse; cytoplasm.
UUCAGAUGCCAAUUGGUGUAUAGAAUAGGCGAAAACGAACGAAAAAGUGCAACAACACCAUGUUAUUCUCGGGCGCCUCGACUGCGAAACCGAAAAAAGACGAGAAAAAGGACAAGAAAAGUGAUCGCGACCCAAAAAAUGAGCUCCAAGAGUGGGUAUUCGUGCGCUGGGCCAAUCACCUGCUCGGAACAGAACGUCUAACCGAUUACAAAAGCCUUCAAGAUGGUUCAAACGCGAUUUUUGUCUACCAAGCAAUUAUUGGACAGACUAUGGCUGUACUGGGUAAUCCAUCCGACGAUUGGCCUAAUGUUUUGCAAAAUAUCGGGGAUUCCAAGACGAAUCCGCAGGAAGUUAUGGAAGGGCAGCAGAAAGCGGUGCUCUCAGCCUGGUGGCAGCUUGUUCAGUUUUUCUGGAAAAAUAAUGCACCCGUGCAGUUACGGGAGGAAAAGCUCUCCGAAGCCAUCAAACAAUGGUGCAUUGAAGUCAUGAAAUCAUACGAAGAAAUUGACGUCUACGACUUUACAUCUUCCUUCCGGGACGGCCAUGCCUUCAAUUACCUCAUACAUUCUUAUGACCGAAAACUGAUAAACCUCACAAAAACCGCCGAAAUGAGUGCCAUCGACAGGAUUGAAAACGCUUUUGCUGUCGCUGAAAAGACAUGGAAUGUGCCAAGGCUUCUGAAUCCAAAAGAUCUUCACAGCGAUCAGCUUGACUCGCAUUCGGUGCUAUGCUAUUUGAUGAGCUUGUACCUGGCAAUGAUAUCAACGAGUAAAAUUGAAACCGAACUAGAAGCCCAACAAAUCCAGCAACAAAAAGUUGCCGCUCUUCUCGCCUCCCACAAAAUGCUCUCCUCUCAACCAUCCACGUCAUCAUCGUCAGCUCUGCAAAUCCCGCCACAAACUCCGCCCACAGCACAUCAUCAGGCAAUGUUAGAUAGAGGAAAAAGCUUUGAACAAUCCGCUGAGGGCGAAGUGCGGUCUCGAAAAUCAUCGUCAUCCUCGCAAAAGUCGGGAAAAUCGAAAAAAGCCCGGCGCGAAGAGCAGCUCGCCGAGUUCAAAUCUUGCAUCGAGCAAGUGCUCACAUGGCUUCUCGAAGCCGAAGAUGAGCUCACAACUCUUACACAAAUGCCACGUGUCGAGCUGGCAUCCGUCAGAUCACAGUUCUCAGACUUUGAAUCUUUCAUGUCAAGUCUCACAGACAGUCAGGAUACGGUAGGCCGAGUGCUGCUCCGUGGACAGAUGCUCAGUAAUAAAUCGGAAAGUGAGGAGGAAAAAGAGUCCAUUGGAGCGAACUUGCAUCUUGUGAAUACGAGAUGGGAAGCGUUGAGAGAGCAGGCAAUGCAAGAGCAAGCUGUGCUCCAGCAGCAAAUUCACUUGCUUCAGCAAAGCGAGCUCGACACAAUAAGUCAAUGGCUCGACGCUGCUGAGCUGGAAAUUGAGUCAUUCGGCCCAUUAGCAGCCGACUCCUCACAGGCUCUUCGACAAAUCGAGCUUCACACAAAAUUUCAGCAGAAGCUUAACGAUUUCCAGGAGACAAUUGAUAAGCUGGAGAGUUUUGUGGCUGUGGUUGAUGAAGAAAAUGACGCUUCAGUAGCGACACUGGAAGAUGCUCUAAGUGCAGUUUCAGUUCGAUGGGGACAUGUUUGCGAGUGGGCCGAAAAGCGGGCCACCAAGCUGGAUGGCUUGGCGGAUUUACUGGAUAAGACUAAUGAGGUGUUCGAGAACUUGUCAGGUUGGCUCGCGGAGCGAGAAAAUGAGCUCAUGACGGGGCUCAAAUCUGCACAUCAUUUGGAGAAUGAGGAGCAAGUUGCACAACAAGUCAGACGGCUUCAGAAGACUGAAGAGCAGCUUGAGCAGGAGCAUGCCAGUUUUGUUAGACUCUCCCAGCUCUCCUGUGAGCUCGUGGGCCGGCUCGACGAUUCAAACGGUGCAGCUGCAAAUGCUGUUCGACUGAGCUUGGACUCAAUCACCCAGCGAUGGGACAACCUAGUUGCCAGAAUCGAAGAGCACGGAAAGACCCUUGUAAAAUCUGGAAAAGCAGAUGUAAAGCAGGUUCAGGAGAGCCAAAAUGAGCAGAAAGAGCAACCAGCUUCAUCUGAAGGUUUGUCCACUGAUACUGAGGGAGAAGAGCAGAAAAAUCAGCUGGUGGACAAGUUUUUGCUGCACAUUUCGAAGCUUUCCCAUGAGCUCGAGCCACUUCAAGAUUGGUCGGAAAAGUUCGAGGUGUCGCGGAAAAAGGAUGACAUUCGGAAGAUGAUGAACACCUGCCAGGAGAAGUUGAUUCAGAUAAAAGAGCAAGAAGCCCGCGUAAACCGGCUCCAGCUGGAACUUGAGCACCUCCACGUGGCGAAACUGAAUGCUCGGCAGCUCAAAAGAGCCAAUGACGCUUUUGAGCAGUUUGCAAAGGGAUGGGCUCGCAUUGUAACAAAAAUCAGUGAAGCAAUGAAUGUACUAACUGGACAAGAAGCCGGUGGUAAUGGGAAUGGAAGUGAAGAAGCCGCUGUGGCCGCGAAGAUUGAGCAAUGGAUUGAGGCCGUUGAUAAAGUGAUAAACGAGCUCUCCCAACUCCCGGUAAAUGAACGCCGCUCCCGAAUCGAUAAACUCGAGCAACAACUCCAAGUUCAAGACAAAAACGUGGGCUUCAUUGAAAAAGAUCUUCUGAAAAAGGCAAUUCUGAAAAAAGGACUCGAAAUCGCUGGAAAACGACUUGCAGCGCUGAAAGUUGAGGAGAAGCCUGUGGAGAAGGAAGAGCAAUUGGUGUUGUCAAAUUCCGAGGAACCAGAAGCAGAGAAACACGUGACAUUUGUGCAGGAAACUACGGAAAAACCCGCUCCACUCCAAGAGCCAACUUCAGAAGCUCAGCUCCUGGAAGAGCUUGACGGUCCGUGGUCCCGAGUUGGAGAUGUUGUUGCGAUUGAGCAUGACUUGCUCCGAGCAAAACGAGCAGUUGACACCGCCCGCAACUCCCAAAUGAGCAAUGAGACUGUCGAAAAAGCAGAGACACGAAAAGCUGAAAUGGAGGAGAAGCGGAGAGUGACUAUGUCGGCGAGAAGCAAGUUCAGAAUGGCUGAGGAGACGCUGGAAGAAAUAGAACGAAACCUCGAUCGUCUUCAAGUUUCCGACCUCGAAAUCGCAGAUUUAGUCCGAGGUCUCGAGCAGGAAGCGGCAAAGCUUGGCGAGCGGGUCUCGCAGCGAAAGGAGGCAGAACGUACCGCCGAGAAGAUCCUCAGCAUGGAUGAUGACGAGAUUUCACAGGAAAUUGUGAUUAAGACCAAGGAUUCGACGGAGAAACUGAUAAAGAGAUGGAAUCAGUUGGAGUUGGAUUUGGAGGAGAAUUUGAGAAAGGCGAAAAGAGAUCAGGACGUUUUUAUACAAAAACGCCUACGGGAAGGCGAAGAAGCCUUAAACGAGAUAAAAACUGCCAUCGAGGGAAAAAGAGAGUCGCUGGACGCUGAAACAGCAGCCGAAAAUCUUGAUCAUCUGGAAAGCUCACUGGACAAUAUCUCCAGCCUAUUCGGAGAAAUCGGAUCCCUACCGAUGGAUGAUAAUUCUCGAGAAAAGCUCUCAAAAUUAGCAAAAGCCAAAGAUCAAAUCACAGCGAGAGCUAAUGAAGCGCUGGCUGCUCUUACACGGACUGUGUCAGAAUGUGAAGAUUUCGAGAAGCAGAUAAUGCUCUUCCAGAAUUGGAGCGCUCGAAUCGGAUUUCUAUUACAAGCUAGAAAAUCUGCAGACAUUUCCGCAUUUGACAUUCCCCAUGAGUACCACGAAGACCUUGGAAAUGAAGCUGAAUUGAUACCGAAACUCUCCCGCGAGUUUGAGGAAUGGACUGUGAAGCUCAAUGAGAUGAACUCGACGGCCACUGAGAAAGACGACUCGGCGAGAAUGCGGGAGCAGCUUAAUCAUGCUAAUGAAACAAUGGCAGAGCUCAAGCGGAAAUUCAAUGAAUUUAAGAGGCCUAAAGGUUUUGAGGAGAAGCUUGAAAAAGUUAUCACAACCCUGUCAAAUGUUGAAAUGGGACUAGAUGACACCACUGGAAUCGAUGGAUCUGAGUGUGGUGGGGCUCUGAUGGAAGUUCGAGCACUUGUUAGAAUGCUCGAUGGGGCACAGGAGAAAUGGAAGGAUUUGGCUGAAAACCGAGAGCAACUGGUGAAGGAUCGGGUUCUAGAUGAGGAGACUUCUAAGGAGACCCUCCAAAAGCUGCAGUAUGCAAAAACCAAGUCAAAAGAGCUCUACGAGAGAAGUUCUACGUGCAUCGAACGUCUGGAAGACUGUGUUGAAAUGUAUCAGAGGCUGAAAAUGGAAUCAGACGAAAUUGAGCGAUUUUUGGAGGAAAUGGAAGGGAAAUUGGACCAAUACGCGGCAAGUGAUCGGCCGGAAGAAGCUGAAAUUGUCAAUGAGCUCAUAAGUGAAUGGAAUCGGAAUGAGGCUGCGAUGAAGAAUGCCGAGCACUUGCAGAGACAGUUGAACGAACGCGCCAUAAAAAUCCCUGACGACGUGCUCUCCCUGAAGCGGCUCCGUGCAGAUGCUCUCAAAAACCGCCUGAACUCGUGGUGCCGUACCAUUCAGGAAAUGUCCGAGGACGAUGAGUCUGCCCUGUUGGAAAUCGACGAGCUCCACCAGAACCUUGAGAAAGAGCUUAAGCUAGUUUCUGAUAAGGAACCAUCGAAAAUUGCGGAGAAGCUGCGAUUCUUGAGAGCCGACAGAGAUCGAUUGAGUUCUCGAACCAGGAAGCUAGCGGCCAAGAAUCCCCGGCUAGCUGCCACGUCAUCUGAUGUUCUAGCUGGAUUGAAUCAGAAAUGGAAGGAGUUGGAAGUAAAGGCUUCUGCUGAAAAAGCUCCUGCUCCAGAGCUCCGUGACGCUAGAUUAAGCUCCCCGUCCGAGCAGCCAUUCGACAAGAGAGUUCAAGAACUGUGCGACCUAUUUGAAAACUUGGAAGCUCAGCUGGAUUUCAAUGGAUCUCCCGUAUCAAUGGUGACUGAAUAUCAGAAGCGAGUUGAGAAUUUGGAUGAGUAUUUGGAUGAGUACCGACCAGCUCUUGAUGAUACUAUUGAGGAAGGCCGGAAAAUUGCAGAGACUGGAAGACUGGAGCUUCAGACACAUUCGGCUAUUGAGAAGCUGGAUGAGCUGACGAAUCGGAUUGAGCAGGUGGAGGUGGAGUUGGAUAAGCAUCGGGAUAAGGUGCCGUCGCUUGUGGAGCAGCAUGAGCAGCUGAAGAAGGAUAUUGACUCAUUCCUCCUGGUACUCGACGUCUUCACCGACCGUAAUCUUGAUGACGUGGACAUUGCUAAAUCGACACGUAAAGAGCUUGCCGAGCGAGAUUCCCAUAUUGUCUCCCUAACUUCCAGAGCAACUGCCAUACAUUGUGCUCUUCCGGGAAAAGGCCCCCAACUCCAUGACGUCACCCUGGACAAGCUCCGUGACAGGAUAGAGAAGCUCGAGGCUCGACUUUCGGCGACUGAGAAGAAGCCAGUGGAGACUGUCAAAUCUACAAUACCCGAUAGACCAGAAGUUCCGGAGGAGCCGGAGAAAUCCUCGCCAGAUCGCACGAGCCGCUCGAGUUUGCAGCUGGCAAUGGAGGCAUAUGGAACAGCUACAGAGGAUGAUAGUGUGAUCAGUGAGGCGGUUACUGUAGGCCAAAAAUCUGUGGAUCAGGUAGAUCCUGUGGAGCAAUUGGAGCCAGUGGAGCCUGUUGAGCCAAAGUUAGAGGUUAAGCAGCUCAAGGAUGAGGCGACCGAGGAGGAGGAGAAACGAACAAUUAUUCUACCGGAUGAGACAGAGAAAGUGAUAGAAACUAUCCCGGCUGCGAGGCCCUCAGCGGGACCCUCAGAGGGUACUGUAGCAGAAGUAUCCACGUCAGAGAUCCUUAAAGCCCGACCUGCACAAGAGUCAAUUGAACGGACUGUUCGAGAAGUUCCGGUUGAUGAAUAUGAAGAGACUGCGAAUAUUUCCAGUGGAGAUGAGCUUCAGGAUCACAAAAUUUCCUCGGCGGUGCCGGAUUCCGAGUCUGAAAUCGCUUCAAUGUUCGAAGUGCUCGACUCAAUCGAGGACUCGCACACCAAUUUCGAAGAGUUUCCGUUUGACUACCUAGAUAGUGCUGAUGACGAUUUGAAGAAAACCCUACUCAAACUGGAGUCCUGUGAGAAGACACUGGCCAAAAAUGAAAUGACUAUUAACAUUGCGCAAGCCGAGAAUGCGAGGGAGAGGAUUACGAUGCUGCGUCAAAUGGCACUUCAACGGAAGGACAAGCUGCCAAAGUUUAACGAGGAAUGGAAUGCAAUGCAAGAGUUAAUCCAACUCGCCGACGCCCUUGUCGACGAGGCCGAACGAUACGAAUCCGACCAGAUCCCCCAAAUGGAUCGGAAAUCUGCUCCAAAUGUGCUCGGCGAGCUGCGAAAACGUGUCGCCAACGCAGAAGGACCGGUGAUAGAUCUCGUGAAGAAGCUCUCCCAGUUGGUACCCCGAAUGCAAGAAGAUUCCCCAAAAUCUCAGGACAUUCGGCAGAAAGUCUACGGGAUUGAGGAUAGAUUCAGAAGAGUCGGUCAAGCCGAGGGAGCAGCGAUCUCUAAGGCUUUAUCCAGUGCUCUCACGGAGCCGGAGCUCAAGUUGGAGCUGGAUGAAGUUGUGAGAUGGUGUGAGAUGGCAGAGAAGGAGGCAGCUCAGAAUGUGAAUUCGCUGGAUGGAGAUGGAUUGGAGAAGCUUGACGGACGGCUUGCACAGUUUACAAAAGAAUUGCAGGAGAGAAAAGACGAUAUGGUGCAACUGGAAAUGGCAAAGAACAUGAUCAUCCCCUCCCUAAAAGGAGACGCUCAUCACGAUCUCCGCCGUAACUUUUCCGAUACCGCGAAACGUGUUGCAAUGGUUCGUGAUGAGCUCUCAGAUGCUCACAAAUGGGUUGCCACGUCACGUGACACAUGUGACACUUUCUGGGCAGACAUUGACUCCCUGGAGCAGUUGGCACGGGAUGUGGUGAGAAGAGCCAACGGGAUCCGGAUGGCUGUGAUUUAUACUCCGUCGAGGGAGAAUGUGGAAGGUGUGCUGCGGGAUGUUCAGAGAUUGAAGAUGUCGAUUGGGGAUGUGAAGAAGAGGGUUCAGACGGCGAAUCUACCGCCGGCGAUCAAGUUGGCCGGGAAGAAUGCGAAGAGAGUGGUCCAAGUGCUCACCGAGACAGCCACCACGAUAGCCGACUGUCAUGACAUACCUACCUACCUGAUCGAUGAGAUGAAUGAUUCAGGCGGUGACACUACGGAAUCCAGGAGUACUGUUGUCGAGAUGACUUCAGUGCACACUAAGCAAAGCUCCUCAAGCUCUUCUAACAAAACCCCAUCCGCUGGUGGUGAAUCUGACGAUGCUCACACCUUAAACGGAGAUGAUGAGCAAUCGGAGGAAGAUCAGAAGAUCUACUCACGAGAGUCUUCGUCAACAUUGCCACGUGGAGUUUCCAGCCUAGGAUCAACAGGUUCUAGUGGGGUCCUUGACCCAGUAGCGGUUCAGCUGACACACACAAGGCACUGGCUUCAUGAUGUAGAACGGGAUGCCUCGAUUACUGUAGAUCUGGCACAAUGGCAGCCGGCUCGAGAGCUGUGGCAGAGUAUUCAGGGGAUUAUCGAUGAGAUUCGGUUGAGAAGUGUUCAUGUCACAGGUGCCCAUGAUGCGAGCCCCAAUCGACAAGUUAGGCAGCAAGCCGCGCAGUUGCUGACAGAAAUGCGCCGAACCAUCGAAAAUUGCGAGAAGCGUUGUCUGAUCCUCAAUCAAAUAUCAGAUAUCGCGCGACAAAACGAGGCAUCUCGAAACGAAAUGGAGCUCUGGCUUAAAAGUGCAAGUGACGUCAUCGGAGAGCGAAGAGUUGAAGAGCUCAGCGAAGAGGUUGUUCGGCAGGAGUUGCAGGUUUUGGAACGAGUUGUUGAGCAGUUAACGGAGAGAAAGGACAAAAUGGCGGAGAUUAAUUCCCAGGCGAACAAGAUUGUGGACACCUACACAAAGGAUGAAGCUCAUAAUUUGAGUCAUUUGCUCAGCAGGCUUAAUAUGAGCUGGACGAAGUUUAAUGAUAACAUUCGUAUCCGCCGAGCCGUACUCGAAGCUUCACUCCGCUCCCGCCGGGACUUCCACUCUGCACUUUCAGAAUUUGAAAAGUGGCUUUCACGGCAAGAAGACAAUUGCUCAAAACUCUCAGCGGACACAUCUAAUCAUCAAGCUAUUAAAGACACUUCGAAGCGGAAAAAUUGGACGCAAAGCUUUAAAACUUUGAAUGCGGAGCUGAAUGCUCAUGAGGAUGUGAUGAAAAGUGUCGAGAAAAUGGGAAAAAUGUUGGCUGAAAGUUUGGAAUCUGGAAAUGAAAAAGUUGAGCUUUUGAAAAGAGUUGGUGAGACCACAAGAAGAUGGACAGCGCUGAGGAAGACUACUAAUGAGAUUGGAGAACGUCUCGAAAAAGCCGAACAAGAAUGGGAGAAGCUUUCUGACGGUCUAGCUGACCUCUUAUCGUGGGUUGAAGCCAAAAAACAAGCAAUAAUGGAUGAGCAACCGACUGGUGGAAGCCUUUCUGCAGUUAUGCAGCAAGCCUCAUUUGUGAAAGGACUGCAAAGGGAAAUUGAAUCAAAAACUGCAAAUUAUAAGAGUACUGUAGAAGAAGCUCAUAGUUUCCUGAUGCAACAUGACUUGAGACCGAAACUUCAUAGCCCACAUGUCCUGGAUGAUGAUUAUGAGAAGGAGGAGCUCGCCAACUUGGAGCAACGUCGUCGUGGCCUCGAGAUCAAUGCAAAUUGCGAGAGGCUCAAGAAAAACUGGGCAGAGCUCGGCAUCGAAGUAGAAUCAUGGGAUAAGCUCGUUCAGCAUGCAAUGCAGCGGCUCCAGGAGCUCGAGAGAAACUUGGCAGAGUGCCAACUUCAUCUGACGUCAUCGGAAAAUGAGAUUGAAACGAUGAAGGCUGUCGAGAAGAUUCAUUUGGAAGAUUUGAAAAUUGCGCGCGAAGAAACUGAUCAAAUUUCUAAGAGAAUCGAUGAAGUUCGGCUUUUUGUCGAUGAUGUAAAUGAUGCGGCGGCAAGGUUGUUGGCUGAGGAUUUGAAGCUUGAUGAGCACGCAAAGGGACAAAUUGAGCAUGUUAAUAAGAGAUAUUCAACCCUAAAACGUGCGAUUCGAAUCCGGCAGGCGGCGGUCAGAAACGCCGCAUCGGAUUUUGGACCAACUUCUGAACAUUUCCUAAACCAAUCAGUCACCUUGCCAUGGCAACGAGCUAUCAGUAAAUCCAACCUGUUACCCUAUUAUAUUGAACAAACCAGUGAAAAAACACAAUGGGAGCAUCCAGUAUGGGUGGAAAUCGUAAAAGAGCUCUCACAAUUCAACCGCGUCAAAUUCCUCGCCUACCGUACCGCCAUGAAGCUCCGAGCCCUUCAAAAACGGCUCUGUCUCGAUCUAGUCGACCUAACACUUUUGGAAAAGGCGUUUGUUCGACUGAAAGGACUUUCAGCUGAAGAAUGUCCGGGACUGGAGGGUAUGGUUUGUGCUCUGCUGCCGAUGUAUGAAGCUCUUCAUGCAAAAUAUCCAAAUCAAGUGCAAAGUGUCUCGUUGGCUGUCGAUAUUUGCAUUAAUUUCUUGUUGAACCUUUUUGAUCAAUCCCGCGACGGAAUAAUGCGUGUUCUCUCCUUUAAAAUUGCCAUGAUCGUAUUCUCGAACAUUCCAUUAGAGGAAAAAUAUAGAUAUCUUUUCAAAUUAGUUUCCCAGGACGGUCAUGCGACCCAAAAACAAAUUGCAUUGCUUUUAUAUGAUCUUAUCCACAUUCCUCGUUUGGUCGGUGAAUCCGCCGCAUUUGGAGGUACCAAUGUGGAGCCAUCGGUCCGAUCGUGCUUCGAAACUGUACGAUUGGCGCCAACAAUAUCGGAAGGCGCUUUUAUCGAUUGGGUCAAGAAGGAACCUCAAUCAAUAGUCUGGCUAGCUGUCAUGCAUCGAUUAGUCAUCUCCGAAAGCACAAAGCAUGCGUCCAAAUGCAACGUGUGCAAAAUGUUCCCAAUCAUCGGCAUCCGUUACCGAUGCCUCACCUGCUUCAACUGUGACCUCUGCCAGAAUUGUUUCUUCAGUCAGAGAACUGCAAAAAGUCAUCGAACAAAUCAUCCAAUGCAGGAGUACUGUGAAAAAACUACGUCAUCCGAUGACGCAAGGGAUUUCGCGAAAAUGAUUCGGAAUAAGUUCCGGGCGUCGAAACGGCAGAAGGGGUAUUUGCCGAUUGAUGUGGCCGAAGAAGGCAUCCCUCUUACAUGUCCCCCGGCAAAGGUCACCAACCAGGCCACGGAGCAAAUGAACGCAGACACCUCUCAAAUGACUGCACAUCUUGCAAAGCUCUCGGCAGAGCACGGUGGAGGCGCCGAGCACAUGGAGCCCGUGCAAUCACCCCUUCAGAUUAUUAAUCAGGUAGAACAACUGCAACGGGAUGAAAUGGACCAGAUGCUUCACCGUCUGCAAUUCGAGAAUAAGCAGCUGAGAAAGGAGCUCGAGUGGAAACGAGGUGCAGCUAGUACUAUGGAAAUUGAUAGAAGCUCAAAACGUCAUCAGGAACGACAUCAGAGUGAGAGUCGGGGAGGAACGUUACCAUUGAGAAAUGGUAGAAGUGUAGUGUCAUUGAAGAGCACACAGAGCCAGAAUGACGUAAUGGACGAGGCGAAAGCCCUACGCCUCCACAAGCAACGUUUGGAGCAUCGCUCUCGAAUUCUAGAGCAGCAAAAUGAGCAGCUCGAGAUGCAGCUGCAAAGGUUGAAGAAAGUUAUAGAUGCGCAAAAGCAACAAGCUCCCCUCUCAACCAACUCGUUGCUCCGCGGAAGUCAUCAUCAACCAUGGAGCCCCGAACGUGCUCGUUCGGGCUCCGCGAGCACACUGGAUCGUGGUCUUAUUGUGAGUAGUCGUCAUCAGGAGCAGGCAGAAGCGGCCGGCGGCGGAGCUGAAGACUCAUCGGAUGAAGCUGGCGGAGCCGGUGGUGGGCCACGUGGCAGCAGUGUCGGACAAAUGCAAAAUCUAAUGACAGCUUGUGAUGAUUUAGGAAAAGCAAUGGAAUCCCUGGUGGUGUCUGUUGUAUAUGAUUCCGAUGAUGAGGAGAAUGAUUGAUUUUUAUUGAUUUAUCGAUUUUUUGUUGAUUUUUACCAUUUCGAAUUUUUUUAUCCAAAAAGACACACAAAAUCUCUAGUCCCAUAUACGAAUAUACGAAACUAAAUAUUUAUAUAUUUUUUGAAUUUUUUCAUCGACAAAUAAACCAUUUUUUCGAUU